UUUGCCAAAUCCUCUCUCUCUCUUCCAUGUGACACACUUCGCUUGGCUUCUUCUUUCCUAUCUCCGUACGUCAAAGUUUCUUCUGCUACUGUUUCUUGGAGAUUUUAUCAACUGGGUUUCUUUAGUUUCACCAAAGCUUCUGCCUUUAAGCUUACCCUGUUCAGUCCUGCCCUGUCUCCAAGUUUUAACACUAUUGUCUGAAUCACCAAAGAGGAUGGAAGCUUCUACUGGAAAAUUACCCAAGAGUAAUGCCGAUUCAGCUGAUCAGAACCAUAGCCCUAAUUUUCGUGUAGAGGUAAACAACAUUGAGAAGCAGCUAUGGACAUUAAUCCAUUCAAAGGGUAUAUUGCAUCCUGAUGCUUCAGAAUUAUACACGAAAGCAGGUUCGACCUACGAGCAAAUCUUUAAAAGCAAUCUCCAACACGAAGAGCUUCAAGAAGUAGAGUUCUGUCUCUGGAAACUCCACUAUAAACACAUCGAUGAGUUUCGUAAAGGCCUUAAAACAGAUGAUCAUGUCAAGCAUAUUAAAGCAUUCAAGUUGUUUCUGUCAAGAGCGGCUGAGUUUUACCAGAAUCUGAUUUCCAAAGUCAGAGGGUAUUACAAUAGAGUCUCCGAGGAAUCUGGAGAACAAAAAAGCAGAUUCUUAUGCCAUCGUUUCUAUAUUUGUCUUGGAGAUCUCCAAAGGUAUAAAGAACAAUAUCUGAAAACACAUGAGCAUCCUAAUUGGUCAACUGCAGCUACAUACUAUCUUGAAGCUGCAACAUCUUGGCCUGAUAGUGGAAAUCCCCAUAACCAGUUAGCUGUAUUGGCGACAUAUGUUGGUGAUGAGUUCUUGGCUCUGUAUCACUGUGUACGAAGCUUAGCCGUGAAAGAACCUUUUCAGGGUGCUUUGAACAAUCUUCUUUUGUUGUUUGAGAAGAACAGGUCUUCUCCUUUGAAGUCUCUGUCUACUGAUGCACAGUUUAACUUCUUAAACCCAUCAGAGAGAAAUGUUUCUGUGAACGAUUUGUCAAAAGAGAAAGGAGAACUAGUAACUGGAAUUGCUUUAUGGCCCCUGGUUGUUCGAACAACUAGCUUUUUUUUCCUUAAAUCCAGUUUUGAUGAGUUUGGCCGUGCAUUUGCUUCAACUAUAAGAGAGCUGGAUGCAGCGUUUGCAGCAGAUGAUAGAAAUCUAGAAGCCAUAUUGGAGUCUUAUCAAUUUAUGGACACAGCGGCGAGAAAGGGACCUUAUAAAAUUCUCCAACUUGUUGUGGUUUUCAUCUUCAUCUUCCACAAUAUCGCCGAGGUUAAUGGUACAGACAGCAUGAUAGGGGAAGACAAACUAAAUUUAGCAUUAACUAUGGUGUUCAUCAUCAUGGGCCGAGUUGUUGGGAGAUGUUUGAAGACGAGCCCCUUGGAUUCUUGCCCUCUCUUACCUGCUCUACUUGUAUUUCUAGACUACUUACCGUUUCUGCUUCACGAGGAAGAAUGCAGGUUUGAUGAGAAGAGCGAGAGUGCAAUAUCUUACUUCUUUGGCAAACUCGUUGAUUUCUUGAACCGGUUAAAAGUAAAAGGCAAAAACUGCUCUGCUAAAGUGUUGGUCGCUCUCUGGGAAGAUCAUGAACUGAAGUAUUUGGCUCCUCUGGCUCCCAGACAUGUACUUUUGGAUUUCUCAAGUCAUGUGGAUCUACAAGAGAGUUUUGAUAGAGGGAAGGAGCUCCGUCUCCAACGGAUUAUUAAUUCCGCAAUUGAGAUUACAAGUAGGCAGAAGAAGGCUUCUCAAAAGUGGCUAUUCUUUGACAAGCAAAGGACUCAAUUCUACACAACUUCUGGUGAAUUGCAAUGCAAAGAAGAGCUCUUUCAUGGAAAUAGAGAGGGUAGCAACAGAAAAUGUGUUACCAUAGGACCAGUUGAAAUCAUUCCUUUUGAAAAGGAAAGAUCUAUACCUGCAGAAGAGGAAGAAGUCAUUCUUCUCAAGCCGCUCGUAAGGUGUCAAUCUGCUCCAAUCUAUUCGUCUGGCAUUGAAACAAAGCCACUCAGCUCCGAUAGCACAACUUCAGGAAAUCAAACAACUACAUCCGAUGAAAACCUAAGACGUACCUUAUCACUUGUUGUGAACCAUAGCUCACAGGAUACUGGCUCUGAAAGCUUCAGCUUUACGCAAGGCCUUAAGAACACAGAUCCACAACAUUUGCAUCUAGAAGAAGGUACCAUCUCAGGAAGACCUCCAUCGCUGAGCGCGUGGGUUGUUGACAAGAACAAAGAAAAUGGACGACCCAGUUUAGGUAAACCAAACGGAUUGGGCCCUAUUGAUGAAACAGGUCCUGUCUCAACCUUUGAUAGUCUCUCCAUCAGUAGCAGCACCGAGCAUCCUGCGUCUUCCUAUUCACCUCCUACUCCAUCUGCUCCAUUACUGCCUGAGGAUGCUUCUUGGCUUCAUAAUGACGCUAGUACUAAUAAAGCAGAGAGCUUCUAUGACCAGAAAACAUAUAUGGAACUACCCGGUGUUAUGAAGCCAUACACUAAUCCACCAUUUGUUGGGAUUUCUUCUUCAGAAUGGUUACGUCGGUACAGAGAAAGUCGGAAUCUUGGACCAGCCUAUUCCUAUCAAGCACAAGGGACAAACAAUUUGAGAAACUUCUUGGCUCAUGGGUCUUCCAAGAUCAGUCUCUUAGCUAAGUACGGGACACCAAACGAACAACCGACGAUCUGUGCUGAAAACCCAAUGAUUUACACUCAGCUCUACAUGGAAGAAAAUGGAUCUAGAGGAGAGAAGCUCUACAACGGUCAACAAGGAACAACAAAUGCUUAUGGCUUCAGUGAUGAUCCCGGACCGUUUCUUCGAUUUCUGAGAGAGAAAGAGUGGCUGAAUGAGAAUAGUCAGAGGUUAAGAGGACCUUCUCCUGCACAUAUGAACAACUAAAGAUGCACGAGUGAACAAGAAACUGUCUCAAGUUGGUGAGUUGUGACAACCUGUAGUCAAUGUUUUGUCGCUCAAUUUUUCAAGAGAAUGGAAACCUAUAUUAAGAGAAGGAUUUGUUGUACAUUAAAAAAAAACAAAGAAAGGAAACUUCAAAAGUUUUAAAAAUCCAUCAAGUUA
This is a messenger RNA of Capsella rubella, 3079 nucleotides long. RefSeq names its product protein SMG7L. The transcript is spliced from 7 exons. The record is from RefSeq and is a predicted model, not a curated record. Gene Ontology annotation, molecular function: protein binding; telomerase RNA binding; telomeric repeat DNA binding. Lineage: Eukaryota; Viridiplantae; Streptophyta; Magnoliopsida; Brassicales; Brassicaceae. Gene Ontology annotation, biological process: nuclear-transcribed mRNA catabolic process, nonsense-mediated decay. Bases 215 to 2902 code for a protein of 895 amino acids. Gene Ontology annotation, cellular component: telomerase holoenzyme complex.